AUGAAUUGCCAGAUGGAAUGUUUGUACGAGACUUUAUUUGUCGGUAGAACGAAAUUCUCCAUGGAAAACUCGUCGUUCCGUUCAGCGGCGUCAUUGCUUGCCCUUGCAAUGUUGCUUUACGGAAACAAACUCUUGGUUUCUGCUUCAUCAAUAUCCGCAACGUCGAGCUAUCAAUCCGUCCGUGAUUUAGACCAGUACGGAAACGCCGUUCAACUCAAGCAUGCUCAAGCCGCAGCAGAUACUCAAGGGAACCUUGUAGUUAUUUUGGAUCGCAACAGCAGUCACUGGGUUGUUUCGAUCGAUGCUGCAUUUGGUCGGCGCAAAAAUCAAAGGAUGGCUCCGAAAUUGGUUCAUUUUUUGUACACUCCGCAAGAUAAUCAUUAUGAAGCGAUCAUUUGCUCUGGAAUUCAAGCCGAUGCGUCUUGGCUUACACGGCAAUUGCAAAUGUACAUCAAGAAUCGCUGGGAGCGCUACAGUCAAUACCACGGUACUGGGACGGCCCAGGCCAUUGCGCAAUACAAAAGGGCAUUUUGGGGCUACGACGUGGACGACAUGUAUCAAGGACCGGCAUAUACGGCUACCGAAGAUCGCUGGUCUCGGCCACUGGGCAUACGAACCGCAGUUUUAUCGCAAUUUUCUCCACGAUUGCAAGUUGUAGAGCCGAGUGGUGUAGUACACAGGGUCCAAUCGCUCGCGUGUCUGGGCAAGAAUGGCGUUCAAAUCCAGACGGCUUUAGAGACGCGUCUGCAAAAUAUGCAAAAAGCCGUGGACAGUGAUACUGUUGUCGUGUGUGAUGACGAAGAGCUGCAGCGAGCAAUAGUUGAAGUACUGUCAUCAACGCUGGGCUGCUCGCCGAGCGAUGUCCAAAUUCACGUAGUCUCACCGGAUGGUGUUCAACAGCUAACAGUAAAAGGAGGAAGCAGCCGAUGA
Molecule: messenger RNA, 930 nt
Organism: Phaeodactylum tricornutum CCAP 1055/1
Lineage: Eukaryota; Bacillariophyta; Bacillariophyceae; Surirellales; Neidiaceae
Exons: 1
Coding region: 1-930 (309 amino acids)
Source: RefSeq, a predicted model, not a curated record